Molecule: messenger RNA, 2885 nt
Organism: Poecilia reticulata (guppy)
Lineage: Eukaryota; Metazoa; Chordata; Actinopteri; Cyprinodontiformes; Poeciliidae
Gene: enoph1
Product: enolase-phosphatase 1
Molecular function (GO): magnesium ion binding; acireductone synthase activity
Source: RefSeq, a predicted model, not a curated record
UCUACUUUAACGUCAAAAGGGAUAAUAUCGCCACCUGCUGAACUGGAUGCUGAAGUGACAGAGCAGAACAUGUGAGCUGGUCACAGCUUUGUGCGGUAGCUAACUGCGGAGUAAUGGCGUCUUCAAUCAGUUAGAGGUAAACCACCGGCGGUGUUUUGUUGCUAAACUCUACCGUGUCCCACCUGUCCGGCCCGGAGAAGCUGGAAGAGAGGGGCGCUGCCGGGCUGUAACAUAGUACUGCUGCUGCUAGCUUAGCUAACAUAAGCUAACUCACUGCCAGCGGUAAACGCUCGGGUCAAAAAUGGCCUCGGUUUCGAUUCCUGCCUGCACCACUGCACUUUUGCUGGACAUCGAGGGAACCACUACUCCAAUCACGUUUGUUAAGGACAUACUGUUUCCUUAUAUCAGAGAGCACCUUGAGGAUCAUCUGUCCACCCACUGGGAGGAAGAUGAGUGCAAACAAGAUGUCCAUCUGCUCAAAAAGCAGAUCGAAGAGGACAUGAGGCAGAACCGGGCGUGUCCCGUCCACACCGUGGACCAGACGGUCCACACAGACGAGGAGAAGGCCAUCAGGGAGGUGAUGGAGAACGUGAUGUGGCAGAUGGCGGCGGACAGGAAGUCCACGGCGCUCAAGCAGCUGCAGGGCCACAUGUGGAGGGCAGCCUACACGUCCGGGAGAAUCAAAGGCGAGAUCUACCCCGACGUGGUGCCGUCCGUCAAGAUGUGGCGGGAGCGCGGCAUGAAGGUUUACAUCUACUCCUCUGGCAGCGUGGAGGCCCAGAAGCUCCUGUUCGGAUACUCGGUGGAAGGAGACGUUCUAGACCUCUUCGACGGCCACUUCGACACCACGAUAGGAGCCAAAGUGGACUCAAAGAGCUACGAGAGGAUCGCCGAGCGGAUCGGCUGUCAGCCGGAAGAAAUCACCUUCCUCACCGAUGUCAGCAGAGAGGCCAAAGCGGCGGAGGAAGCCGGGCUGAACGUCCUGCUGGUGGUCCGGCCCGGAAACAUGGAGCUGACGGACGAGGAGAGCGCUCAGUACAACCUCAUUACCUCCUUUAGUCAACUUCAGCUGACGGGGCGAGCUUAACGCUGACGCAGUCCGCUUCUCCUCUACCACCCCUGACUUUUUUUUAUUUUUUUUUAAUCUACUCUGGUGUUCUUGAUUUUGACUGUUGGCAGGAACUGGGACUUUUUAUUAUUUUUUUGUUCACUGUAUGGCUAAUUAUGUAGCCAUGAAUAGGUAUUCCUCUUCCUCAGACGUUUCCACAUUUUGUCAUUUGCCACAACUUGUAUAUAUAUAUAUAUAUAUAUAUAUAUAUAUAUAUAUACCAACAAAAAGUCGUGCAUAAUUGUGAUGAAAAUGAGGUGCAUGAUUAAAAACACUUUUAUUGACCAUAUUUAGCUCAGUCAGGUGAACAUGAUGCUGUUUUCUUGUAACGAUGAAAGCUCGCCAUGUACCCUGCAAGGUUUUGAAGCAAAGAUUCUCAGUUGAAUUUAGGUCUCUGCUUUGACUAGACCGUUCUAACACGAGAACAUUGCUCUGGAUCACUCCACCUCCGUCUCCAGUGUUUUACGGCUUUCCAGCAGGUUUUCUUUCCAUCAAAAGAAACCCCACAACAUUAUGCUGCCACCACCGUAGAGAUGUUUUCAGAAUGGUUUGCAUUGUUGCUCUUUAAAUUGCUUUUUGUUUUUUUUUUAAGUGAAGGCCAAACAGUCCUUUUUGUUCUCUAACGAACCUGUGACACUUUGACAGAACAUCUGGAUUUCUCAGUCUCUACAGGGAGAUGCUAUGAAUGCAAACUGUCGUCGUCGUUCUUGCAAUUUUCACCUAUCGUCGCAACUUUUCUGCAAAUCGGACAAAUCGCUUCAUUUUCAGUUUCAUCCUUUCCUGACCGACCACUGCAACUCUCCACCUUAAGCUAAACGAUGAGUUUAACCCAUGCGACUCUGUCAUGUUAAGCUUGUUGCUUGUCAGUCGAUCCUUUUUCCUUUCUCUACAGAAGUUGKGCUCGCUGUUGCUUUCCACAUAUUUAAAAUCCAUUUUUAUUGCCAGCCAGCCAUAGAUUAGAUGUUAGAGCAGAGGCAGCAGCAGGACGAUGACGUGGGGUUUUUUCUGAGAAAGGAAAGAUUACAACUUGAUGAGAAAAUCAGGGGAAAGGGAAGGUUAUGUGCAACAUAAACAUUUUUUACAAGACCAUGUAAAAAAUUGAAAAUAAAGCUUAAAAAAAAUCACAAAUUUAUGUCAGAGGUGCUGGAAAAUAAUUCCACUUUCCUAUUAUUUGCUCCUUUUUUUGUUGGUCUAUUCUAUAAAAUACAUAGAAGUUUGACAAAAUGUGGAAAAGCUGAAUACUCUUUGCUUGCCGUUUUGUACCCCUGAAAUCACGGCAGGAAUGCCUUCAUUUGUACAGAGUGAUGUAACGACCUGAAGCGGGAGGUCGGUGUCAUGGCAACCCGAACGGGACGGCGAGACUGUGGAUAGGUGCUGUACAAUCGCAGAAACUGUGAGGUUACUACUUGACGUUUGAACUUUUAGGUGAACCGUGUGUCUGACUGCCAUUUUCCAGCUGUUUGUGUACGAGCGUGACGUAACCGUUCCCAUUUUGUAAAACGUCGUCUGCCUGUGCGACUACGAGACGCGCUUCAGUCGGGACCUCUAGUCGUGUUUUAGAGCGUAGAAACGCUCCGCCGCGGCGCCGGCGGGGAGCGCUUGCUUCCUGCCGGAGUGUGUGAGUCUUAACUCAACCCCGCCGCAGGCGGACGGUGUCUGUCUUAACGUGUGCCAUCUGUGUCGUCUGUAACGGAGGAGUGAAACGAUGCCGGAGUGACGAUCAAAUGUGUAAACUGAGUCGGUACUAAUCCAGAAAUAAACACCUUCUCUCACGCAA